AUGCGCCUUCUUGUUUGUUCAAACGUGUUCCCUCUCCGCCUCUUCCCCUCUCUCUACCCCUCUCCCUCUUCCUCCUCUACUCUCAAGGAGCUAUGGAAGUCGUGGGCCAUCGACAUCAAUAUCGACGGUCAAUGUGUGCCGCAUAAUCUCUCUUCUCUCCCCCUUCUCGCUGCAGUGCCGCCUCUCAAGGAGCUGUCCAAGGUGUGGGGAAUCGAUAUUGUCAACGGCGGGGACUGCGCGGACUGGUAUAACACCCAGGUGGUGCGCGAGUGCGACAAGGAAGGCUUCAUCGUCUCCAUCACGUACGUGCCUUUGCCUGCUGUGCCCCCUUUGCCCCCUGUGCCCCCUGUGACAAUGAUGUUGAGAUGCCGAUGUCCAGCGUCGAUCAGCCUCCGACAUGGCUUCGACACCAUUCCAGAUGUCAUCACCAACCUCACACGACUCACCUCCCUCCUCUCACCUCCCUCCUCUCACCUCCCUGUGAGCCUCUCACCUCCCUAUGAGCCUCUCACCUCCCUGUGA
Closterium sp. NIES-65 is the source of this 522-nucleotide messenger RNA. The record is from the annotation of a GenBank genome assembly. Lineage: Eukaryota; Viridiplantae; Streptophyta; Zygnematophyceae; Desmidiales; Closteriaceae.